UGACGUCGACUGUUUUGGGUUUAAUGGCGGGAUAUAGAGGUUGCGAUUGAUUGUUCUUCGGAUCGGGUAGCGACAGUUCUGUCAACAGACCUCUUGCUAAUUCUGCGUUUAACAGCUUUAGCUUGAAUAUCUCAGGUUUGGUUGAGGUCAGCGACUAAUCAGACAGUGCCAGUCUCUGCUGUCCAACUCAAGCUAAUAAGUAGCCACCCUGCUUUAAGAGCGGAAACUUGGGCGUAAAAGGUCAUAGAAAGUUUUAUGGAGAAAUCACUGGUAAACGAUAACCCGUUGCUUUUACCUCUCAACAAGCAGCAGACAAUCUACGAUGGAUUUAUCACUGUUCAGGAAAGAGACUUCAGGAUGAGAAUAGUACUCCCACCAGAUCGACAGCUCAAGGAGGCCAAGCUGCACUGCUGCUGGCAGUUGAAGCACCUGUUGCGUGGAUAUGAGCACAUAGUGAAGCAGAGGCUGCAGCAGUCGGCUGAUCUUGUCGGUUUCAUUCUGGAGCUGAAGACUGUCUUGGAAGUGGUGCUGAAGAGCCACCCCGAGUGCCGCUCCAUCCCGCCUCCACAGUAUUACUCUCAGCUCAUCUCUGAGAUGGAGACCCUCGGGUGGGACAAGCUGCUCUUCAUCGACACAGAGUUCCGAAUGUUGAGACUGAAAGCGGAGGACUCCGCUGGAAGGCAGCACAUCCUCACUGUUAAACUCAAGUCUAAGCAUCCUGCAGAGGCUCCUGAAUGCUCAGCUGACCUGCCUGUGCCACUAGCUAUAAACUGGACAGCACAGAGCACUCUGGAGCAGCUCCACAGCCAGUUCCUGCUGGUUUUGGAGUCCCUGACAGAGUUCUGGGACGUUCUGGAUGAGAUUGAUAGCAAGACCUGUAUUCUGGAACCGGAAAAACCAUGUCGUUCAGACACCACGAGGCGGAUCGCCAUUGGAAACAACGUCUCCAUCAAAGUAGAGGUGGAUCCCAGUCACCCAAAGAUGCUCCCAGAAUGCUGCCUGCUGGGAGCAGAGCAUGUGGUGACUCCGCUGAGGAAUAAGCUGAACGCUAACAUGCACUUGUGGAACCCGGACUCCAGCGUCUUGCACAACCUCCGGGAUGUUUUGGAGAUCGAAUUCCCAUCACCUGCCACCCACGAAAAAUCUAGUUUCAACCUUGAGUGUGGCAUCUGCUAUUCAUAUCGACUUGAAGCUGCCAUCCCUGAUCAGGUGUGUAAUGACCCUCGCUGUGGGCAGCCCUUCCACCAGACUUGUCUUUAUGAGGAGACUAUAGACUGUGUAUAUAAAGAUGUCUGACAUGACAACGGCCCAGAUGUGAAGCCACAGUGUUAUGACUUAUUACGGAAAUGGUUUUUAUAUAUAUCUGACAUAUCUUGAUGUACAAAUAUUCAAUUUGAAUAUCUUUGCUGACAUACAGUAUGUGAUUUCUCAAGAAUAAAAUGACACAACAGCGGUCAGUGGAAACCCAAACUAUCAAAAGUCCUUUUUUUUUCCUUUGAGCAAUGUAUAUAUUCAUAGAAGCUACUUUGGGUUGUUUCCUUAUUCAGAAAGGGUCACCACAGCAAAAGUAGGUUUGUCAGAUUUUGAAACACCUGAUGGUCUUCCUGAUGCAAAGGGAUUUGGGUUUUCUCUUUUGUUUGUUAGGUGAACGUGGAAACCACCACACUGUAUAAUUAUGACUUUUGAAAAAGCAUGUGUGGCUGUAUGUGGGUAAAAAACUGAGCAUGAACUCACUGCUCAGGGUGUUUGCGUUCAUAUGACAUGUGCCCAACAACUAGACUGUCACAUCACCCAUAUUAUAAUCUCAGAAAGUUUAAGAUUUACCCCAGACUACUUCAAAGCUACAAAAUGACCAAAUGACUGUGAUCUGGUUAUAAUAAUUAAAAAAGUCCCUCCGUACCAUCAGUGUGCCUCUGGGACACAAUUCUCCAUUUAUUGACUUGAGUUUAAAGUGCUCCCUCAUCAAACACUGUAAGGGUUCCUCCUGAGGAGUGGACACAGUUGUAAACAUCCAUUUUAUUUAUUUAUUUGCUUAAAUGAACAAAGUUUUGCGCAUUACAUUUGCCGUUUUCACUCAGUCAUAAUACAAAGCCUUAUCCUGUUGCCUUCAGAGAGCUGCAUGUGGUCAGCGCACUGCAAGUACAGUGUGUUCAUUUGUCUAAAUACGCACAUGAAUACAGGUUAUUCCUUCCUGUUUCCCCUCUGAGGACAUACAUAUUGUAAAGUGUUUCUAAACAGCAUUUUAUUUAAUCAGGCAUAGAAGAUUUGCGUUCAUUAGCCAUGAGUGUUUUAGCGUUUCAACAGGUGGGCUGCUCAAGGUGAGUGACAGUCAGAUAUGAUCAAAGGUAGAACUGGACCAGUGCAGCCUUGCAACACACAGGAAAUGAGCACAGAUGACUAUGUUUGGACUCUGUCCUCAGUGACACGCUGCUGCAUGGCCAGAUAUCUUUGAAGCUCAGAAACAAAUCGCAGGAUGCUAAUCGACUUUAAAAAAAAAAAAAAAAAAAA
Messenger RNA from Oreochromis niloticus (Nile tilapia), 2508 nucleotides. It is a transcript of the gene fancl, whose product is annotated as FA complementation group L. Gene Ontology annotation, molecular function: ubiquitin protein ligase activity. Bases 256 to 1296 code for a protein of 346 amino acids. Gene Ontology annotation, biological process: protein monoubiquitination; interstrand cross-link repair. Lineage: Eukaryota; Metazoa; Chordata; Actinopteri; Cichliformes; Cichlidae. Gene Ontology annotation, cellular component: Fanconi anaemia nuclear complex; nucleus. The record is from RefSeq and is a predicted model, not a curated record. The transcript has 13 exons.